AUGUACUCAUGUGACAAAACUAUAAAACCAAGUAAAAAAAAUAGGACAAACAAAGUAAAGGUUGCAUACUCUCAGGUUUUUGCAUCUGAAUUAUUUUCCAAACAAUAUAAAUAUAUCAAAGAUAAUGUUACUCGUUUCAACUAUUCUUUGGAUCUCACUACAAAGUUCAACUUUACUCUUUGCUCUUCAUGUCACAGUUAUUUUCAAAGGCAGAGAAAAUCCAUUAUUACUAAAGACACUUCAAAUUCUUUAGAAAAUAAUAAAACAAAUGAUGAUUGUAUUAUCUUAGAUGAAUCUAAUGAUAAUACUAAGCAUGAAUUUGAAGUAGACGAAAAAUCUGAAACUGAGCAAAUUACUAUAUCAUUUAAUUUGGUCAUAAAACCUUUUGCUGACCCAUCAUUACCAUCAAAAUGGUUAGAAAUUGAGACUUCAUUAUUAGAUGAUAUACUUGCAGACAUUCACCAUUAUGUUGGAAAAUUAACCGGUGAUAGAGAAAUUAUGCAUUCUGAUUAUUCAGUAUCAUUUAAGCCAGAAAAAUCAGAAGGGGUUGGAGCACAAUUAGAAGACAUACAAGAUUAUAAAAAGUUCCUCUCAGAUUACAAAAAACUGGUAGAUAAAAAAAAGAACAUGUCAAUUAUAGUUUCUCUUAAAAAGAAAAGGCAAAAGAGAAAGGAAAUCUCAGAUUCUGAAGAAUCCGAAAAUCAAAUAAAUGAUCUUACAAAUGCAGAAUUUGACCAGUUAGGCGUAAAUAAAAUUGGGUGGCGAAAAACAUUUAGAGCUGCAGCAAAACGCUAUAAAUAA
Molecule: messenger RNA, 801 nt
Organism: Rhizophagus irregularis DAOM 181602=DAOM 197198
Lineage: Eukaryota; Fungi; Glomeromycota; Glomeromycetes; Glomerales; Glomeraceae
Source: RefSeq, a predicted model, not a curated record